Caenorhabditis briggsae is the source of this 2730-nucleotide messenger RNA. NCBI's taxonomy places the organism in Eukaryota, Metazoa, Nematoda, Chromadorea, Rhabditida, Rhabditidae. The record is from RefSeq and is a predicted model, not a curated record. Bases 1 to 2730 code for a protein of 909 amino acids. The transcript is spliced from 6 exons.
AUGGACUCCUCUACAUCUUGCUCUUUGCAAGAUGACACUAUAUCUAAUUGCGCAGAAACUUGGAUCCUCGACUAUGAUCCAGUCGACCAUGAAGAACUGCAAAACGAGUCAAUGUUCGAGAAGCCACGUGGAGAGAGACGAUGGCUUGGAAAAGAACAUCAUCGAGGAAAGGAACGUCUUCACAAUGCAGUGAAGGACAGGACCUUUAUCGAAAAAACAGUCAGAGCGACAGAACCUUUGAGCAAGAAUGCUACAAAAAAGAUAAAAGCAUCUACUAGAGAUGGGAUGGAGUUUAAUGUUAUCUACUCUCUCGAUAAGAAAAACCGAUGGGAGACCACAAAUACAGUAUCCUUCUUGGGUGCAACUCCAGAAAAUUUGAAUGCUGAAGUGGUGGAGAAGAAUGGAUUGGAGGUUGCUGGGUUGAUGCAUCCGGAGAAAACUACUCUAGCAGUGCACUCGAGACAAAUUGAUCCAACCAAAGAACCAGGAGAUUUUGAUAUCAGAAUUGCCAAAUCUUCUGGAAAAGGACAACACUAUUCAAAUUUUCUUCCUGCUACUAGAGAAUUCAGCAAAAAGGCUAACGCCAGAACUAUGACAAUUAGAAAAGAACCACCUUCGAAAAAAGAGCCAGUCGCUGAGCCUACAAUUUCCUACAAUAUCUACAAAACACAUCCGAGCCAAGGACUUGUUGGAGGCCAGAUGUUCAAAUCAAGGCUUGUAUCGAAGUCAGGAUUGAACCGAACCAAUAAGAAAUUGGAUAUGAAUAUCUACGACGACGAAGAAGAGGAUUUCGAUAACGAUGAUGAAGAUGGUUAUGUAUAUGAAGAGAUUCGUCCAUCAGAUGCCGUUUUGAAUUUGGCAAGUUUGACAGUUGGAAACCGCGCUGAAAAGCAAUCUAGGAAAAGCAACCGCAAGGAUAGUGAGCUCUCCUAUGACUUCGUGCAAGCUUUGGAACAGGAAAUUGAGUAUUCUAACCUUCUUGACAUCUACAAUUAUCUAAGAAAGGAAGGAUACAUGUUUGAAAAUGCUGAUGUUACUUUUCAUAACCAGAAGGACAACAUUGAACAACAAAUGAAGGAACUUCAUGAGGAAGACAAAUUAAUUAUCAAACAGUUGCGCCCAAAACAAUACCUUCUGGAUGCGUCAAGAUGGUGUCAACUAGACGGAGAAGUCAAGGAUGGAGAGACAACCACAGUAAUCGUGAUCACUCAUCUGAAGAAGAAUGUUUACAAUGUUCUUGUCAACUCUACUCUUCCUUGCCAUCCUUCGAAAAGAGGAUCCGAUUAUUUGAAAAGGCAGAUAUCAAGUGCGAUGACUAUUCGCGAAGCGGUUACGAGAAUUACAACUGAACUAAUCACUCAUCGGAAAGUUAUUGAAACGAUGAAAUUGGCGUCUGAAUUUUACGAAACAAAAACUGUGCCUGAACUAAUUCAUGACAGUUCCGAAUGGGAAAAUCAGCUGGUGAACAUGGAUUGGCCAAACCAGCAUUAUCAUGCCACGUGGGCGAAUUCUGAAGAAUUAAGUCAAAUUGGAGGAAAACUGGAAUGGGAUGAUCUAUGCGCAAUGGUUAGAAAAGAGGGAACUUCCCAAACCGUUUAUGCUUCUGAAGGUGUCUGUGGAUUGUGUAGCCGAGAAAAGAGAGCUCAUGAACUGUUUCUGGUGAACGAUGAGACAAGGAUGAAAUGUACAGAAUGUCUUCGAGAAGAGUUCUACAGAGAGCUGAGUGCUAAACAAAUUCCAAUUGAUUUGCAAAUCCAAUCUGCGGAUGAAUUAGAACUUCUUCCAACAUUUAUCCCCUUGACAAUUGUAAAUUUGUAUAUUAGAAUAACAUCAGAAAUAAUUUACAAAGAUCUCGGUGCUACUGGAGAUUUUGAGAAGUGUCCAUCCUGUAAAUCUGCUGUGUUUUUCCAAGAGACUCCUCCUGGAAAUGAAAAGAAAGCUCAAAAUCGCUCGUGUCCAUGCGGGUAUUCUUGGUGCAAACAUUGUGAGAGGGUCCCUCACUGGCCAUUAAAGUGUGGAGAUUACUCGGAAUGGGAAGAAAAAUGGUUGUUGAGAUAUGCUAUGACUCAUGCGCAAGGAACUGGAACAGAGACUCUCUUGCAAAUAACAUGCUCUUGUGCCAAGCAGAUUUACAACGUUUUGCUCCCAGUAGAGUUCACCGAAUGCCCUGGAUGCAAGACUAAUGUUAAUAUGAACACAAUGCGGACCGUCUGGAAACACUAUUACUACCCGUACGAUCCAAUGCUAAGAAAAUAUAUUCAGAAAGGAUAUUACACAGUUGGUCAGGAAUAUAAGAAGAGCCCUUAUGUGCCAAGAGCCAAAACUUAUACGGAUAUCGUCAAGAUUCCAGGAAUCCGAGCAUCAGUUAUUGAGAUCUGUAAAGCUGCAAGAGAUAUUCGAUAUGACGUCAAUCUCCGUAAUCGAGCUGUCAAUCGAGAACACAUUCUGAUUCGGAAAGGAGUUAUGGAGAAAGAAGUCGUUGAAAAUUUACUAGGAACAUCUGUCUAUUUGGUGGAGAAUGUUACUGCGUGGAUGUAUGUUAGUAAUCAAUACGAUCGCAGCAUUAAGAAUAUGUUGGACAGUGUUAUGGAGCAUCGGAAGGAAUUGGUGAAGAUGUUGGAAGGAGAGGAUUCAGAUGCCAUCAAUGAGUCUGUCAAGAAGUUGAAUAGAGACAUCCAAAGUGUGGUCUCUUCAGUGGAGAGGAAAAUCAUUGAGACUUCGAUUAUUUGA